Molecule: messenger RNA, 2846 nt
Organism: Pogoniulus pusillus (Red-fronted tinkerbird)
Lineage: Eukaryota; Metazoa; Chordata; Aves; Piciformes; Lybiidae
Gene: INSYN2A
Product: inhibitory synaptic factor 2A
Exons: 4
Coding region: 555-2000 (481 amino acids)
Biological process (GO): inhibitory postsynaptic potential
Cellular component (GO): postsynaptic density
Source: RefSeq, a predicted model, not a curated record
UCCCGGCUGGGGGACACCCGCCGGUCCCGCUCAACAAGUUCCCCCCCUGCCUUAGGGACCUGGCCGAGAGAACACCCCCUCACAUACACACCUUCUCCCCAAAACAGAGGCCAGCCGCCAGCCCCCUCCUCCGCCCCCGAAGCCGGGCGCCGCAGCCGAUGAGGGCAGCGGGGGAAGCGUGCGGCGGAGGCGGCGGAGGCGGCUGCCUCUAGCGAGCGCUCGGGCAGCUGCGGCCGCGGGAAGCAGAGCGACCAACCGGCGGCGGGACUGAGAAGACCGGCCUCGGGAUAAAGAGACGCCGGAUCGGCUGCGGGACGGAGACGAGCGGCGGCUGGAGAGAGACCAGCUGGCCGCGGGACUGAGGCGACCGACCGGCCGCUGGAGUGAGGGGACCGGCGGCGGGACUGAGCGGACCGACCGACGGCGUGCCGGGCAGAUGCGCGACCGACGCGGACCCUCUGAGGGCCGGCCAGCUCAGCCCGGCGAAGGGAGGGAGAUGCGACGUACGAGGAGCGCCCAAACCACCACUUCUCUGUGAGGAAGCAUAAGGCAUCAUGGUGAGUAAGGAGCCCAGCAAAUGCUUACUCACCGGCUCCGAAAGCGAAGUUGAGCCAGCCGCUUCACUGGCGCUGGAGAUGAAAUACGCCCUGGAUCCCAACCGGCAGAUAAAGAAACGCAAUAAAGCCCUGCAGGUGAGAUUCAAAGACAUCUGCGAGGCCCAGAACGAGCAGAGGGACAAACAGCUGGCCACCACACAGGACCCUGACAAGAGAGAAGCCAAGGCCAUCUCCUACAAAACGGCCUACCGCAAGUACAUGACGGUGCCUGCUCGGAGGUCAAUACCCAACGUCACCAAGAGCACAGGAGUUCAGACUUCACCCGAUCUCAAGAAGUGUUACCAGACCUUUCCUCUGGACCGGAAAAAAGGGAAUAUUCUUAAAAGCGCCUCCACUGUUGACACCUUCAAGGGUGAAAACAACGGGUUCCUCAUCGACGUGAAGGACAAAGAGGGCAGCAGCUCAGAGGAGGCCCUCCAGUGGAGCAGGAAGGCUGGCAGCCUGCAGACGGCCGAGUUCAUCUCCCACAUGAACGAGCGUGCCAACGUGGCGGCUCGCGACGACGGGGCCGAGGCCUGGAGAAGCAGCGAUUUGCACGGUUCUCCCAAGGAGCUGCCGCCUCCUUCUCUCGCAAACUCAUCUAACCCCUCUUUGGAGGAGCUGGCCGCUGCCCGGCCCCCCAGCCGAGGCAGACAGGCGGUGGGGCGGCCGGGGAGCGAGGAGAUCACCCAGCCCCUCCACGGGAGGGUCUUCAAGACUGAAGUGGCCACCGUUUACUUACCAACGGCUGGCUCACACGCCUCGCAGCCUGACCUAGCGGACCUCACGGCCGAGCCCAGCUGGUCACCGUGCUCGACGGCCGAGGAGGACAGAAAGAGGACAGUGCACCUGAACGGUGUCCAGCCCCAGGGGGGAGAUGCUCGAGCCUGCCCAUCGCGCGUGCAGUGCCAAGCCACCGAAUGUAACGACCAGACCCUCAAGGGUUCGCCCAUGGAGGAGAACCAGCCUUGCCAGACGGCCGUCGCCGUGAGCGAGGAGUGCCAACAAAUCGUGCCUCACACGGAAGUUGUGGACUUGAAAGCACAGCUUCAGAUGAUGGAAAAUUUGAUCAGCUCUAGUCAGGAAACCAUAAAAGUAUUGUUGGGUGUUAUACAGGAACUAGAGAAAGGAGAAGCUCACAGAGAAGGGCUUUCAUAUCGGACCGGUCAAGACACAGCUAACUGCGACACAUGCAGGAACAGUGCAUGUAUUAUCUACAGUGUGGAAUUGGAUUUUAAACAGCAAGAAGAUAAACUACAGCCAGUUUUGAGAAAACUUCAUCCCAUCGAGGAAACUCAGGUUGCACCUUUGCCUUAUUCUCAGGAGAGCUACUCCUCCACUCCCAAGCAAAAAUCCAAAACUGAAUCAAAAAAGCAUGGAAGAUGGAAACUCUGGUUCCUUUAACCCAAGUCUAUUAUUUGUGGAGUCCAAGGCCUUCUCUGAAAAUACAUUUGGAGUUCUAUCAAUCACCUAUAAUGGGAUCUUGGUAGAGUGAUGAGCGUUCCGGGCCAGCGUAGUGCUGACCGUUCUGGUGGCAUUCAGUUCUCACCGUACGUACCAAAAAGGCCUUUGUACCUAUGAACUAGUGUCCAGAAGCAAGGCACCAGCCAAGGUCUUGCUGACUUUUAUUUGCAGUUCACCAAUGUGGGAUGUAAAACCUGAAUUGAAAUUUGUACAAAGAUGGAAAGUAAAACUUGUUUUCCCCCCCUUAGAUGCGAAGGAGUCACGUUCUAGCCUGUUAAAAUUGUAGGCUGUCAUCCUGUACACAGCUAAGUAUCACUCUUCCUUUAAAGCCUUUUGGUUUAUUGUCUCUAAACAACAACGAGGGGAAAAAAAAGGCAAGCCUUAUGUUUGCAGUGGUCUUCAGUUUUACAGAUCCAUGUUGAUAGGGGAGUGCAGUUUUCAGCACAUAAAUCCUGGACAAAGCACAAUUUUUUUCACGUGGUCCAAGACCAUGAAUAAUCUCCAAGAUGUGACUCUAUGUAUAUUUGCCUUCAUGCGAUGCAGACUUCAACCAACCUACCACAUCUCGACAAUGCACCUUCAUUUCUAAUUUAGCUAUGUCCUCAUCACCAGACAAACAAGUUGGCUGCUCACCUCCCAGCAGGUGAGCAGCUAGGAACCUCCCAAAGUCAGGACAAGCCUUUAAACCACAGCAAGUUGGCAGGGUCAAAGCAACAGGACAUUCAUCUGUCCUAGAUCUCACUUUUAGCCUUUUGAUACCCAAAAGGUUUAAAUGUCACAUUAAAA